CCGCAGCAGUCCGGCACAAUCACGCUUAACCAACGGGCUACGCGGAGCGCAUCCUUGUAAGCAUCCAAAAAUGGAGGCGACCCUGUCCCCAAAGCCUCACUUCGUGGUCAUCCCAUGGCCAACCACCAGCCACAUCAUCCCCAUCGUCGACAUCGGCUGCCUCCUCGCCCUGCACGGCGCCGCGGUCACCAUCCUCACGACGCCCGCCAGCGCGCAGCUCGUCCAGAGCCGCGUGGACCGUGUCGGCGCCCAGGGCAACUCUGCCGGAAUCGAGGUCUCCGUGAUCCCGUACCCGUCCGCCGAGGCCGGGCUGCCGGAGGGGUGCGAGAGGCUGGACCACGUCCCCUCGCCCGACUUGGUGCCCAGGUUCUUCGACGCCACCACGCGAUUCGGCGACGCGGUGGCACGGCACUGCCGACUCAUGAAGUCGCCGCGGCGUCCGAGCUGCAUCAUCGCCGGAAUGUGCAACACGUGGGCGAGUGACAUCGCGCGUGAGCUCGGCGCGCCCUGCUAUAUCUUCCAAGGCUUCUCCGCGUUCGCGUUGCUGUGCUGCGAGUACCUGCACACGCACAAGCCGCACGAGGCGGUCGCGUCGCUGGACGAGCUCUUCGACGUCCCGGUCCUGCCGCCCUUCGAUUGCAAGUUCGCGAGGAGGCAGCUUCCGCUGCAGUUCCUACCGUCCUGCUCCAUCGACGAGGAGAGUCUGCAAGAGCUCCGCGAGUUCGAGUUGGCCGUCGACGGCAUCGUGGUGAACAGCUUCGAAGAACUCGAGCACGGUUCCGCGGCGCGCCUCGCGGCUGCCACCGGCAAAACUGUGCUCGCCGUCGGCCCUGUCUCCCUGUGCCACGUGCCUGCUCUGGACGUCUCAGAUGAUGCAACGCGGUGCAUGGCGUGGCUGGACGCCAAGAAGGCCAAGUCCGUGCUGUACGUCAGCUUCGGCAGCGCCGGGCGCAUGCCCCCGGCGCAGCUCAUGGAGCUCGGCAAGGCGCUCGUGUCGUGCCCCUGGCCUGUCCUGUGGGUCAUCAAGGGCGCCGACGCGUUGCCCGACGAUGUCAAGAAGUGGUUACAUGAGAACACGGACGCCGACGGCGUCACGGACAGCCAGUGCCUUGCGGUGCGCGGCUGGGCGCCGCAGGUACCCAUCCUGUCGCACCCGGCCGUGGCGGGCUUCAUGACACACUGCGGAUGGGGCUCCACGCUGGAGAGCGUCGCCGCAGGCGUGCCCAUGGCCGCCUGGCCGUUCACCGCGGAGCAGUUCCUGAACGAGAAGUUGAUCGUGAACGUGCUCGGGAUCGGCGUCUCCGUCGGCGUGACCAGGCCCACGGAGGGCGUGCUGACGGGUGGCAGCGGCGGGGUGAAGGCCGAGGUCGGGAUGGAACAGGUGAAGACUGCCUUGGAGAAGCUCAUGGACGGAGGAGCCGAAGGGGAAGAUAGGAUUAGGAAGGUUCAGGAGCUGAAGGCGAAAGCGAAGGCUGCUUUGGAGAACGGCGGGUCGUCGUGCAUGAAUCUGGACAAGCUGGUCCAAUCCGUCGUCUGAAAAUUAGCGCAGCAUGUCGGCCCAGAAUAAAUUCUGCUGCUUUCGCUCAUUGAUGGACAUAUUGGGGCUGUUUCUUGCUUGAUUGGAAGAUCAAGACUAUGUUGCAACUGUUGUUUAGCUGCAACUGUGUCUCAUGCCAACUCAGUCUACAAGUCUCUUGUUUAGCGCUGCCUGCCUCGUAAAAAAAGAUAACGAAGCCGGCAGGUGCUCUACCAUUUGAAUAAGCAAAGUCUAGAGAAUGUUUACAAGAUAGCUGCUUCGAGAACCGACAGAAAAAUCACACAAAGAUUUGUGGCCA
Triticum aestivum (bread wheat) is the source of this 1835-nucleotide messenger RNA. Its product is annotated as UDP-glycosyltransferase 73D1. Lineage: Eukaryota; Viridiplantae; Streptophyta; Magnoliopsida; Poales; Poaceae. The record is from RefSeq and is a predicted model, not a curated record. The coding region runs from base 71 to 1537 and encodes 488 amino acids. Gene Ontology annotation, molecular function: UDP-glucosyltransferase activity. The transcript has a single exon.